AUGGGAAAAUUUGUUGUUGUUUAUUUUGAUGAUAUACUUAUUUAUAGCAAGGAUGAUCAACAACAUUUGAAGCACUUGAGGACGAUUUUUGAAGUUUUAAGAGAGCAAACACUUUAUGCCAACCUGAAGAAGUGCAAGUUCUUUUCUGAGCAAAUCUCUUUUCUCGGUUAUAUUAUCUCUAGUGAAGGAAUUCAUGCCGACUCGGGAAAAAUUGAAGCUAUUGCUAACUGGCCUAUUCCAAAAAGCUUAACUGAGAUUCGCAGCUUUCAUGGUAUGGUUUCUUUCUAUCGGCGUUUUAUAAAGAAUUUUAGCUCUAUUGUUGCUCUUAUUAUCGAGUGUUUGAAGGGAAACUCGUUUAAAUGGACGGAUGCUGCCCAAAAGAUUUUGAAAUGA
Nicotiana tabacum (common tobacco) is the source of this 393-nucleotide messenger RNA. The record is from RefSeq and is a predicted model, not a curated record. NCBI's taxonomy places the organism in Eukaryota, Viridiplantae, Streptophyta, Magnoliopsida, Solanales, Solanaceae.